This is a messenger RNA of Merops nubicus (carmine bee-eater), 834 nucleotides long. RefSeq names its product ribonuclease P/MRP 38kDa subunit (gene RPP38). The transcript has a single exon. NCBI's taxonomy places the organism in Eukaryota, Metazoa, Chordata, Aves, Coraciiformes, Meropidae. The coding region runs from base 1 to 834 and encodes 277 amino acids. Gene Ontology annotation, cellular component: ribonuclease MRP complex; fibrillar center; nucleolar ribonuclease P complex. Gene Ontology annotation, molecular function: ribonuclease P RNA binding; ribonuclease P activity. Gene Ontology annotation, biological process: tRNA 5'-leader removal. The record is from RefSeq and is a predicted model, not a curated record.
AUGUCUGUAAUUCAGCAAGGGACGGCAACACAUAGGAAAGCAAAGAAAAUCGCUGUAAAAACCAGUCUAGAUAACCCCUUUGUCUUUCAGUGGAAAACCAUAGAUGGAGAUGAUAUGCAUUUUAUACUACAGACCUUAGAAGAAAGGAUUAAACAUAUUGGACUUAAAAAGAUUGAGACUCCAAGAAAGAAAAAACACUCCCGUACAAAAGAACAGGCGGAAAAAAAGCCCGAUGGCAGCACCAGCGAACUCCCUAAAGAAGAGGAAACGGAAGGCCACCGACAGCAGACAGGAUGGACCGACAUAAGUAUCAGAAGACAGCUUGCUAUUGGAGUUAAUGAAGUUACAAAAGCACUGGAAAAAAACGAGCUGCUACUGCUGCUGGUGUGCAAGUCGGCGAAGCCUACCAUGAUCACGUCACACCUCAUCCAGCUGAGCGCGAGCCGGGCCACGCCGGCCGGCCAGGUCCCCCGCCUCAGCCACACCGUCGCACCCCUGCUGGGCUUGGCGUCCGUCUUGGCACUGGGCUUCAAAAGGCAGUCCCAUGCGUUUACUGAGGCAAUAGAAGCGAUCGUUCCAAAGAUACCGGCUCUGGAAGUGCCCUGGUUUCAGCUCAGAGCUGAAGAACCAGAUUCUUCGGAAAACCAUGAACCCAGGCAGCUUACGGAAGCGCUGGAGGAUGAGCUCAAAAGCCAGAAGCGGAAGCGCAAGGAAUGCCAUCGGCUCGACCUUUCAAAUGUCAUCCUACAGCCUCUGAAAAUCAAGAAACUUGUUCCAAAUCCAAAUAAGAUAAAGAAGCCGUCUCACAAAAGGAAAAAAGCUUUUUCAGCAUAA